This is a messenger RNA of Tribolium castaneum (red flour beetle), 1637 nucleotides long. RefSeq names its product bestrophin-3. The transcript is spliced from 7 exons. Gene Ontology annotation, molecular function: chloride channel activity. Lineage: Eukaryota; Metazoa; Arthropoda; Insecta; Coleoptera; Tenebrionidae. The record is from RefSeq and is a predicted model, not a curated record. The coding region runs from base 65 to 1528 and encodes 487 amino acids.
GUUAAAUCGAUCGGUUUUUAAUUUUUAUCCUAAUCCUUGAUAAACGAUAAGAUUUCUCACAAAAAUGACGGUGACUUACACCAGUGAGGUAACAACCUGUCGGGGUAUUUCCUGUUUUUUGAAACUUUUACUACGAUGGCGAGGGAGCAUCUACAAACUGGUGUGGGUCGACCUGUUCGUGUAUUUACUACUCUAUUACAGCAUUAGUUUGUGUUAUCGCUUUAUUCCCGACCAGUUAUGGCAGCAGUAUUUCGAAAAAGUUAUAAAAUACUGCGAUACUUAUUCAAAUCGAAUACCGCUGAGCUUCGUCUUGGGGUUCUAUGUGAGUCUGGUGAUGACGAGAUGGUGGAGCCAAUAUUGCUCCAUCCCUUUCCCCGACAAUCUGGCAAUUAUUAUAGGGGCCAGCGUGAAGGGACAGAACGAACACGCACGGGUUGUUCGGCGGACGAUGGUGCGCUACGUCUGUGCAACUUUCACAAUCACUCUGACUAUGUUAUCACCAAGGGUGAAAAAACGUUUCCCUACGUUGGAUCACUUCGUGAGCGCCGGCUUGCUCACCAAGGACGAGGUGAAAAUAAUGAACGAUUUGGACAACGAAUUUCCGAGUUAUUCAAAAUAUUGGCUUCCACUGGCUUGGGCCGCCAAUGUGGUGACAAGGGCCCGGCAUGAGGGCCUCAUCCGGGACGACGUUUCCGUCAAAACGAUCCUGGAAGAGUUGAAUUUGUUUCGGAGCAAAUGUGGCGGAAUGUUGGACUAUGACUGGAUUAGCGUCCCACUGGUUUACACCCAAGUGGUCACGCUUGUGGUUUAUUGCUACUUUGUUGUUUGCGCCAUCGGGCGCCAAUACAUCACGUCUGAUGAAACAAACGGGAAUAUUGAUCUUUAUUUUCCGUUUUUCCUGGUUAUUGAAUUUUUUUUCUACAUGGGGUGGUUGAAAGUGGCCGAGGUUUUGAUUAAUCCCUACGGUGAUGACGACGAUGAUUUUGAAGUGGUGUGGAUGGUGGACCGCCACCUUCAAGUGUGCUACUUGCUGGUCGAUAAAAUACACCAAGAGCAUCCGAAAUUGAUGCGGGACGCUCAUUGGGGCGAAACCGCACCGAAUUCGCUGCCUUUUACCAUAGCGUCGAAGAAUUACAUGCAUGAAUAUCCUUUCCCGUCCACGAUGAACGUCAAAGUGAACAGAUCGGCUCAAGAUUUGUUACUGCCAGUCGAAGACAGUAUUUCACAACCUGAUGGGGUGAGACGGAGGUCAGGUCCGUAUUUGUGGCGACUGGGGGGGCUCCAAAUGAAGAAACAAAGUCGCACCAAGAAUUUUCCUUUAACGAAAAUUAUCACUUACGAUGAUGCCAAUAAUCAGGUAAAUGUUUACGAUAGUGAUGUUCAAUCAGACGAGCCUAAAACCACCGAAACGCCUUGUGAAGAGUUCGAAAACUUGAAACGUAACAGAAUUGAAAGCCACAAAAAGAAGAUGUUAGAAAUUAUCCAAAUUUGGAAAGGUACCACAGGAGAAAAACACGUUUCAACGUAAUAAAUUUUAUUAAAUAAUAAACAUACAAUUCGUUUUAAUUUUAAUUUUCCCAAUAAGCUGCGUUAGAAAUGUUUGAUUUUAUACAGUUUGAAUAAAUUCAGUCUCUUUU